Messenger RNA from Rhinichthys klamathensis goyatoka, 1441 nucleotides. RefSeq names its product ubiquitin-conjugating enzyme E2Ib (gene ube2ib). The record is from RefSeq and is a predicted model, not a curated record. The coding region runs from base 232 to 708 and encodes 158 amino acids. Gene Ontology annotation, biological process: protein sumoylation. Gene Ontology annotation, cellular component: nucleus. Lineage: Eukaryota; Metazoa; Chordata; Actinopteri; Cypriniformes; Leuciscidae. The transcript is spliced from 7 exons. Gene Ontology annotation, molecular function: SUMO conjugating enzyme activity.
UUUCAACAAUUCGAUCGGUUAAACGAACAAGAUUAGGGUUAUUUCAAUUGAUCCCGAAUUUUCCUGCAGGCGAUCUGCGUGUAGUGCCGCUGGUCCUGAUUAGACUGCUUCACUCAGAACCGAAUGUGUUUUCGGGAGGGAAACUUCACAGCUUUGGUACCGAGUCAAACACGGUUCGAGUGAGCGGGCCCAGAAGACGAAUAACACUGGGAUUCACAAGGAUCAGUGGUCAUGUCUGGCAUUGCUCUGAGUCGACUUGCACAAGAGCGCAAAGCAUGGAGGAAAGACCAUCCAUUCGGCUUUGUUGCUGUGCCGACGAAAAACCCCGAUGGCACCAUGAAUCUCAUGAACUGGGAAUGUGCUAUUCCAGGAAAGAAGGGGACUCCAUGGGAAGGAGGGCUGUUUAAGUUAAGGAUGCUGUUUAAAGAUGACUACCCCUCAUCACCCCCAAAGUGUAAAUUUGAGCCUCCGCUCUUCCACCCGAAUGUGUAUCCGUCAGGAACAGUGUGUCUUUCCAUCCUGGAGGAGGAUAAAGACUGGAGACCUGCCAUCACCAUUAAACAGAUCCUGUUAGGGAUUCAGGAGCUGCUAAAUGAACCGAACAUACAGGAUCCAGCUCAGGCAGAGGCGUACACUAUAUACUGUCAGAAUAGAGUGGAGUACGAGAAGAGAGUUCGUGCACAGGCCAAAAAAUUCUCCCCGUCGUAAGCGAGACAGAGACGAAUGGAAAGAGGGAUUAUGUGAAUACUCGUGCUAUCCUCUCACCGGGACUAAAAGGACUUAAAAUAUGAUGUCUGUGCCAUCAACCCCAAACCCUUCCCCUGCACCACAAAAUGUACCUCCCUUUUUUCCCUUUUAAUUUCAUUUGCUCUCCGUUUCCCUUAGAACGCAGUCACCAAUUCAGUAUCCACAGGUUUUGUUGCGUUUCAAACCAGCUUGUAAGAAAUCACAUCAACUUCAGUCUUGGAUCAGAAUGGACUGUUGGGAUUUUAGCUCCUGGUGUCUGUCUGUGUGCUUACUUGCACUCGUCAUUUUAUUAUGUUUGUAAAGCUUUGUUUCCUCUUGAAAAACAUGCGAGCGUGUGUGUGUGUGUGUGUGUGUGUGUGUGUGUGUGUUGCUCUGGUUUAGGUUGGUUUAUAGCGUCUUAUAUGUGGGAUAGUGCCUCAUGGUGACAUUUCCCCUCAGAAUGCUGAUCUAGGACCAGUUUCCUCUCCAUUGGGCCCGUUUGUACUUGAUCAGCCACGUGGUCUUAGAUCUGUCUAGGAUUGUGUCAUGCUGAUUCGUUGAAUAAAGUCCAGAGUUAUUGCUCCUGUGAGCAGCAGAACCAGAGUCCAAUUCUCUUAAACAUGCUGUACAUGGGUUCUUGUUUGUUUGAUGGGAACAUGUGUCCUGUGUUCACACUGAUUGUGUCUGUUUGUUUAAUAAAGCUCUUUCUACAUAA